Messenger RNA from Cricetulus griseus (Chinese hamster), 3488 nucleotides. NCBI's taxonomy places the organism in Eukaryota, Metazoa, Chordata, Mammalia, Rodentia, Cricetidae. The record is from RefSeq and is a predicted model, not a curated record.
CCGUUCUCCCGGGCGGGGCGGGGCCCGGGGUCCGGCUACUGCUGGCUGGAGAGCCAGGGACUUCCUUGUUGCGAGCCUCGGCCCGGCCGUGUCCCGGCUCGUCGUGCUCACCCGGACGGCCAGCGCGAGUCUAGGGCCCGGCCACAGCCAUGCCCAACCCCAGCAGCACGUCCUGCCCCGGCCUCCUCCCGGAGGAAAUUAGGAACCUGUUGGCAGAUGUUGAAACAUUUGUAGCAGAUACACUGAAAGGGGAGAAUUUAUCCAAGAAAGCAAAGGAAAAGAGAGAAUCGCUCAUUAAGAAGAUAAAAGAUGUAAAGUCUGUCUAUCUUCAGGAAUUUCAAGACAAAGGUGAUGCUGAUGAGGGGGAUGAAUAUGACGACCCUUUUUCUGGGCCUCCAGACACCAUUUCCUUAGCCUCAGAGCGCUACGACAAAGAUGAUGACGGCCCCUCUGAUGGAAACCAGUUUCCUCCCAUUGCAGCCCAGGACCUUCCUUUUGUCUUAAAGGCUGGCUACCUGGAAAAACGCAGAAAAGAUCACAGCUUUCUGGGGUUUGAAUGGCAGAAACGGUGGUGUGCUCUCAGCAAAACAGUGUUUUAUUAUUACGGGAGUGAUAAAGACAAACAACAGAAAGGUGAAUUUGCAAUUGAGGGCUACGAUGUCAGAAUGAACAACACCCUCAGAAAGGAUGGAAAGAAAGAUUGCUGUUUUGAAAUCUGUGCUCCUGAUAAACGUGUCUAUCAGUUUACAGCAGCUUCUCCCAAAGAUGCUGAAGAAUGGGUCCAGCAGCUGAAAUUUAUAUUACAAGACAUGGGAUCCGAUGUGAUUCCAGAGGAUGAUGACGAAAGAGGAGAAUUAUAUGAUGACGUCGAUCAUCCUCUUCCGGUCAGCAGCCUAUCAAGGAACCAGCCAAUUGAUGAUGAAAUUUAUGAGGAACUUCCAGAGGAGGAAGAGGAUGCUGCUUCGGUGAAGAUGGACGAGCAAGGGAAGGGGAGCCAGGACAGCACACCCCAUCCCUCCGGAGAUAGAAGCACUGAUUACGCUAAUUUUUACCAGGGUCUGUGGGACUGCACUGGAUCCCUUUCUGACGAGUUGUCCUUUAAGCGUGGUGAUGUGAUUUACAUCCUUAGCAAGGAAUACAAUAGAUAUGGCUGGUGGGUAGGAGAAAUGAAGGGAGCCAUUGGCUUGGUGCCUAAAGCCUACGUAAUGGAGAUGUAUGAUAUUUGAGAGUCUGGGGAAGUCUUCUGUCUGUCGGCAAGUGCUCUGGAUUUGGAAACCCCCCCCACCCCACCGAGAGCCUGAGUGAUGGCUCAGAGCUGCCUUCCUUUGGCUGAAUAUUACUGUCUCAGCUGCUGUUCUACACUCAUUAAAAUACCCCGGAUGUCAGAUUAAGCCAGCAGUAAUUGAUUAAGUUAGGUUCAAGCAGUAGAGAUAAGACCUGUUGCUGUUUUGCAAAUAGUGAUUAGCAUUAAUUUGCCCAUUUGGUUUAUGUGGGAAAAUUCAUUGUGAUUGUAUGCCACUCUUAGUCACUGAAGCUGCCAGUGGGGGUUGCUAUUUCUUAAUCAUUGGGUAUCAGUUGGUUUUAGAAUGUUGCAUAUAAUUUCAUAGACUUUGUAAAUUUUGAGUCCAUACUAAAGACUUCUUUAAAGCUGUGUGGAUGACUUAACUUGUUUUUUUUUUUCAUAGAGUAAUAGCAUGUUUUCAUUUUUAAGAAGUUAUGCAAAUUGACAAGUUUACCUGCUCUCAAGUAAGAAAGAAAAAAAAAAAAGGCAGUAACAUUACAGGUGGCAGUAUCCUGUCACUUGGUACACAAGUGUAAACCAGAGCUAGGUUUAGGCAAAGUAUUUCAAUGUCUUAAUUUGAUGAUGGGCUUGCCAGUGUUUUCUCCUAUAAUUUUAUUUAAAUUUAACAAAACCCAAGAUUCAUAAGAAAGCCCAUGGUAUUACCACUAAUAGGUGUGAACAACUUCAGUGUGAGUUCAAAGUGUGUGAGCAUGGCAGGCACUCUCUUGGCUUAUGGCCUCAUCAUUGCUUGCCCUGGCUGUCACAUCCCACUGUUAAACAGCAGUCCAGCAGUCCCGAGCAGAAAAGAAAGGCCCAGAAUGGCAACAGUUACCAAGCCUGUCACUCCCCUUUCAUAGGUAGUUGAAGUCAUAGUAUUUGUAACUGUCUGUGGAGAUGCCAGUAUAGCCUUACCCUGUGUCAAAUGCACUAGUGGCUGGAUAGUUUGCAGUAGAUGUAAUCUACUACUGAAUCGUUCUCUAGCAAGUUCUAGCUUUUGCUUAACUUUUCAGAUAGGAAUGCAAAUGAGCUGAUUUUUUAAGUCUCCACUAUUUGUGUACAACUAUCUUUACAAGCAAUAGUAAAGAGUGUUUAUCUUACUGUUACUCUAUAAAUGUUAUGAUUACUGUUUCAAAAGUAAAAGAAAAAAAUCUUAACAUUAGGGAUUGUGAAUAAACUCAACAUAGUCCAAGUUUUCAGAAAUUACGUUUGUACAAUUACCCUUUUCCUAUUAGAGUGUCAUUUAAAUAGGUUAAAAUCAUCUUGGCAGAAGCUAGACAGGUAGAAAUGAGCUCAGUGAGCUGGCUUUCAGCGCCAGUGUGGUUGAAAAGCAAACGCCUAGCCUGUGGUUACAGGUUUUGUGCCUUUAAUUUAAGUGGCCAGCAGAUGGCAGCAGCUUGUCAUUUGCACAUGGAACCACUUGGGAACCCCUCCCCCACUCGGGCAGACUUGAGAACCCGGUAGAUUGCUGCUUGCUUUUCCAGUUAAUCCAGGAGAGGGAGUCCUUUGCCAACUGAUGGCCAGCAUUCCCAGUACAGAAGCAUGGUGCCGCUUCUGUCCAGACAGCCUCUGGCCUUUGUUCUUUCUUUAACUUGAAUAUACAUGGGAGAUAGAAGGUUGGAACCAAAGGCCUGUAAAAUUGGGAGAGAGAAGAAAAAUUACCAUUCCUUGCCAUUGGUGGGUGCUUUCUGUUCACUUGAACUCAUCUCUGUGCUGUGAGGAAGUUUCUCUCCACCCUUGACAGUACAUCACAUUCUCUUCAAGAUCAUAAUAACAUCAUUAAUGUGAAUUUAAACCACGCAGCUUGUUAGAAAAUAUGCUAAUUGUUAUGUUCUCAUUAUGUUUGCUUAGCUUUUAUUUGUUUUUCUAUGAACAGUUAGAGAGCUAAUUUUUUGAAAGGUGACUGUAAGUCAUAUUUUAUAUAGCGUUUUGCUUGAUCGUUUGCUCUGUACUGAAUUGGUACUCUGUUGCCAUUAGAUCUUACAAUAAUGUUCCACUCUGCAAAUUUUUAAGGUUCAAAUAAAGUUUAAUUGUUUGCAAACUGUUAUGAUGCUAAUAAUUCAACAGCCUGCUGUGUUACUAAUGAAAUUACUUUGUUAUGAUUAAUUUGGAAAAUAGUGUGUUGAUUGUAGUAAUUAAGCACAACAAGGUGAAGUAAAUGAUUGUAAUGCCAUCUGGCCUCCAAACUGAAUGAAGAAAUGAAAUAGGA